Molecule: messenger RNA, 1134 nt
Organism: Prunus armeniaca (apricot)
Lineage: Eukaryota; Viridiplantae; Streptophyta; Magnoliopsida; Rosales; Rosaceae
Source: the annotation of a GenBank genome assembly
AUGUUGAACCCAGUAGCUUUAUUUCGCACAGCUUCUUCUCGCUCAGCCUCUUCCAGAUAUUUACUGAAUUCUUCGUGCUCUAAAGAUGAAGGCUAUGAAAGCAGUAGUGACAUCUCAGAGGAGCCCUGCAUGUUUUCAGGUAGUCACCAAUCAACAUUGGAUAGAUUAUAUGCUUGGGAGAAGAAACUCUAUGAGGAAGUCAAGUCUGGAGAAAAGGCUCGGAUUGCAUACGAAAAGAAAUUGACGCAUCUCCGGAACCAAGAUGUAAAAGGAGAUGACUAUUCUGCAUUAGAAAAAACAAGGGCAGCCAUUAGAGAUCUGCAUACUCAGAUGAAGGUUUCAAUACAUUCAGUUGAAGCUAUUUCAAACAGGAUUGAGACCUUGAGGGAUGAAGAAUUGCAGCCUCAACUUUCAGAACUGGUACAAGGGUUAGCAAGGAUGUGGAAAGUAAUGGCAGAGUGUCAUCGGUCACAGAAACGAAGCCUAGAUGAAGCCAAGGUUUUACUAGCAGGCACGCCUUCAAAACUGGAAGCUAAAAGACACUCUUCCAUUUCAAUUACUGAUCCAAACCGGCUAGCACGUUCAGCUGCCAAUCUUGAGACAGAGCUGAGGAAUUGGAGAGCUUAUUUUGAGUCAUGGAUCGCUUCUCAACGAUCCUAUGUGCAUGCCUUAACAGGGUGGCUGCUCCGUUGCAUGAGGGCUGAUCCUGAUACAUCGAAGUUGCCACUCUCUCCCCGUCGCUCAAAUGGUGCUCUUCCAAUAUUUGGAAUUUGCAUCCAAUGGUCAAGGUUUCUGGAUGCCAUACAUGAGACACCGGUGCUGGAUGGACUAGAUUUUUUUGCAGCCGGUAUGGGGUCCCUCUAUGCACAACAGCUUAGAGAGGAUUCACGUCAUGUUAGGGUAGGUUCAAAGAGAUUUGGAGCUGGAACACCAGAUGAAUUUAGUGGGGAUAUGAAAAUUGUGGAGGUCGGUCAAGUUGAACAAGUAAUGACUGCAGAUAAAAUGGCUGAGGUUGCUAUAAGGGUACUUUGUGCUGGAAUGUCAGUUACUACGAGCUCACUGACAGAGUUUUCUAUUGCUUCUGCUGAUGGAUAUGCCGAACUUGUGAAUCAAUGGGACAACGCCAAGGCUUAG